Messenger RNA from Saccharomyces cerevisiae S288C, 1878 nucleotides. RefSeq names its product alkaline-responsive transcriptional regulator RIM101 (gene RIM101). The record is from RefSeq and is marked reviewed. Lineage: Eukaryota; Fungi; Ascomycota; Saccharomycetes; Saccharomycetales; Saccharomycetaceae. The transcript has a single exon. Gene Ontology annotation, molecular function: zinc ion binding. Gene Ontology annotation, cellular component: nucleus; cytoplasm. The coding region runs from base 1 to 1878 and encodes 625 amino acids. Gene Ontology annotation, biological process: cellular response to alkaline pH.
AUGGUGCCAUUGGAAGAUCUGCUUAAUAAAGAAAAUGGCACUGCCGCACCUCAACACAGCCGGGAGAGUAUAGUAGAAAAUGGGACAGACGUUUCUAACGUCACAAAGAAGGACGGGCUGCCCAGUCCUAACCUAUCUAAAAGGUCUUCUGAUUGUUCGAAGAGGCCUAGAAUUAGGUGUACCACGGAAGCUAUUGGCUUGAACGGUCAAGAAGAUGAACGGAUGUCACCAGGCAGCACUUCUUCAUCAUGCUUACCAUAUCAUAGUACUUCACACUUGAACACUCCUCCAUACGAUCUAUUGGGCGCUUCGGCAGUUUCACCCACCACAUCAUCUUCCUCUGACUCGUCCUCCUCCUCGCCAUUGGCACAAGCGCAUAACCCGGCAGGUGAUGACGACGAUGCGGAUAAUGACGGUGAUUCUGAGGAUAUAACACUAUAUUGUAAAUGGGACAACUGUGGUAUGAUUUUCAACCAACCAGAGCUGCUAUAUAAUCAUCUGUGUCAUGACCAUGUUGGCAGGAAGUCACAUAAGAACCUACAAUUGAAUUGUCAUUGGGGAGACUGUACCACGAAGACGGAGAAAAGGGACCAUAUCACCUCGCAUUUGAGAGUUCACGUACCAUUGAAACCGUUCGGUUGCUCUACGUGCUCCAAAAAGUUUAAACGUCCGCAAGAUUUAAAAAAGCAUUUGAAAAUUCAUCUGGAAAGUGGCGGUAUUUUGAAAAGAAAGAGGGGACCCAAAUGGGGCUCAAAAAGAACUUCUAAGAAAAACAAAAGUUGUGCAAGCGACGCAGUGUCGUCUUGUUCUGCAUCUGUGCCUUCCGCUAUAGCUGGUAGCUUUAAGUCACAUUCUACUUCUCCACAGAUAUUACCCCCAUUGCCCGUGGGUAUAUCUCAACAUCUGCCUUCACAACAGCAGCAGCGGGCUAUUUCCUUAAACCAACUAUGCUCAGACGAGCUAUCUCAGUAUAAGCCGGUAUAUUCUCCACAAUUGAGUGCCAGAUUGCAAACGAUCUUGCCGCCAUUAUACUACAAUAACGGCAGCACGGUAAGCCAAGGUGCCAACAGUCGGAGCAUGAAUGUCUACGAGGACGGUUGUUCUAAUAAGACCAUAGCAAACGCCACCCAAUUCUUCACCAAACUAUCGAGAAAUAUGACAAAUAACUACAUUUUGCAACAAAGCGGUGGUAGUACUGAGUCCUCGUCAUCAUCUGGGCGCAUCCCCGUAGCACAAACAAGCUAUGUGCAGCCACCUAAUGCUCCUUCAUACCAAUCCGUACAAGGUGGUAGCUCUAUUUCGGCCACUGCAAAUACAGCAACUUAUGUGCCAGUACGGUUGGCCAAGUAUCCAACUGGUCCUUCGCUUACUGAACAUUUGCCACCUUUACAUUCGAACACUGCCGGUGGUGUUUUCAACCGCCAAUCACAGUAUGCUAUGCCACACUAUCCAUCUGUUCGUGCUGCGCCUAGCUAUUCCUCCAGUGGCUGUUCUAUAUUACCGCCUCUACAAUCAAAGAUACCAAUGUUACCAUCGCGCCGUACAAUGGCAGGUGGAACUUCAUUGAAGCCUAACUGGGAAUUUAGCCUGAACCAAAAAAGCUGUACUAAUGAUAUUAUCAUGAGUAAGCUGGCGAUUGAAGAAGUAGAUGACGAAAGCGAGAUAGAGGAUGAUUUCGUAGAGAUGUUGGGUAUAGUGAACAUUAUCAAGGACUACUUGUUGUGCUGUGUCAUGGAAGAUUUAGAUGAUGAAGAAAGUGAGGACAAAGAUGAAGAAAACGCAUUCUUGCAAGAAUCUUUAGAAAAAUUGAGUUUACAAAACCAAAUGGGAACUAACUCAGUUCGCAUCUUGACCAAGUAUCCCAAAAUUUUGGUAUGA